Messenger RNA from Helianthus annuus (common sunflower), 567 nucleotides. RefSeq lists its product as uncharacterized. The coding region runs from base 7 to 567 and encodes 186 amino acids. The transcript has 3 exons. The record is from RefSeq and is a predicted model, not a curated record. Lineage: Eukaryota; Viridiplantae; Streptophyta; Magnoliopsida; Asterales; Asteraceae.
CCCGACAUGACGGGUUAUGCAUCGUAUCUCGGGAAUCGUUUAUUUACUAACUUCCCACACACCGACGAUUCGAUACCUACCCCGUUUACACAAUCGCCCAUCGACCUUUCACCAACCUCCAUCGACCUUUCACAAAACGAAACCGUCCCCGAAACUCAACCACCCAACGAUGGUCCUUCCGCACCCCAACCCAUAAAAAAGAGAAGCCAUAAGAAAAAAACCGAGGCGGAUAAAGCACUUGAAACCAUCAAGCGAAAACAACUAAAAUGGACCGUUCCUGAAGAACUUGCAUUGGCGAGGGGUUGGUUUCAACAAUCUCAACAUUCAACUUUAGGAAAUUCUCAACAUCGAACCUAUUUGUGGCAAGGGGUUAGUAAAAUAUUCCAUGAAGAAUUGGGAAAAGAGCCUGAGUAUGGAAGAGAUGCCACAAAAAGGCGUGCUCAAAAAUCAAGAUCUGCUACGGCAUCACCUUCAGCUGGGAGUUCGCUCUUGCAUAGAGGAAUAUACAGCGACCAGUUGGAUGCCAUUUCAUCCAAGAUGGAUACAUUCAACGUCUUCCAACAAUAA